Molecule: messenger RNA, 2335 nt
Organism: Exserohilum turcica Et28A
Lineage: Eukaryota; Fungi; Ascomycota; Dothideomycetes; Pleosporales; Pleosporaceae
Exons: 3
Coding region: 224-2335 (703 amino acids)
Biological process (GO): protein modification process
Cellular component (GO): cytoplasm
Molecular function (GO): biotin--[biotin carboxyl-carrier protein] ligase activity
Source: RefSeq, a predicted model, not a curated record
CUGCCAUUGUCAGCUUGCUCUCUCUGAGCUCGCAAUUGCUCCCACCAGUCGUCGGGUUCAUCGUCAAUCAUCAGCUGUGCCGCUGCGACGCCUGCCUUGUCAUCCUUGGUCAUUUUGAAGAGCUUGGAAGCAGAAUUGUGGUGUUGGGUCGAGGAACCGCCCAGACGUUGCCUGAAGACGCUCGGACAAACUCGGUCCGCUAGUCAACGUCACUCCAAGCAUCAUGGCAUCGAAGAAGAUGAAUGUCCUGGUUUAUUCAGGCCAUGGCAGCACCAGCGAGUCGGUCCGCAACUGCCUGUACACCUUGCGGCGUCUUCUGUCUCCUUCCUAUGCCGUCAUACCUGUGACUGGCGAUGCCAUUAUCAGCGAGCCGUGGUUCAGCACCUGCGCCCUGCUAGUUUUUCCUGGAGGCGCCGACAUGGGCUAUUGUCGUACGCUCAAUGGCGAGGGAAACAGGCGCAUCAGCCGCUAUGUGAAUGCGGGCGGCUCGUACCUCGGCUUCUGCGCAGGCGGUUACUAUGGCAGUGCAAAGUGUGAGUUUGAACUCGACGACCCUAACAUGGCAGUCCAAGGCGACCGCGAACUGGGCUUUUUUCCAGGCACCUGUCGAGGACUGGCUUUUGCGGGGUUCAAGUAUGCGAGCGAGGCUGGUGCGCGGGCAGCCGACAUCAAGAUUCACAAGGAAGCUUUUGAAAGCGGGGAUAUUGCCGAUACUUUCAAAAGCUACUACAACGGAGGGGGUGUGUUUGUCGAUGCAAAAAAGCUCGAGAGUCGAGGCGUGCAGAUCCUAGCCAGCUACACGGAAGAUUUGCAUGUCGAUUCAGGGGACAGCAAAGCUGCUGUGGUAUAUCGAAAGGUUGGUGAAGGCCAUGCUGUGGUUACCGGUCCACAUCCAGAAUUCGCACCCCAAAAUCUCAGCAAGGUACCAGGCUUGCCGAGCUAUGCAACACUGAUUGAAGAUAUCACCGCCACCGACGCUACCAGAGUCGCCUUUAUGCGAUUAGUCCUCGAGAAACUGGGCUUGCAUGUUAACGAGAAGGAACAAGCGGUACCGUCCCUUUCCCGCCUGCAUCUCACUGCUCAUAGCCUGGCAGACGUCUCGGAGCUCAUUGCAGGCUGGUCUGAAAUCUUUACUGUGAUUGAUGGAGACGAGUACAUCAAAGGCGAGAAUGACGUGUUUCGUAUGGACAAGGAGGGAAGCGCCUGGAGCGUCAAGGAGCUGAAGCGCGCUGUGAGCGCUGUCUCGGAGAAAUUGCCCAUACUAGGCACGACAGACGACAAAGAGAAAGCAGACAAGAAGCCAAAGACGAAAGAAGAGGAGUUUCAAGAUUGCAUCGAGUACACGGCCAACACCGAUGCGGACCAGAUUUUUGAAUACGAGAAGAUUGUCAAGAUUAUUGUACCACACGAGAAGGCUCUCCCGUCGAUAAAGGAUACGCCUUUCCACCACGAGGCCUACUAUGCCAAUCUACAUCACUACCACAACAAGCUGCGCAACCCAAAUGCUUCGUUUGGCAAACAUCUUCUGUAUGGCGAAGUCGUCACGUCUACAAACACGCUGCUCGAGAAGAAUGCGUCGUUGCUGCGACAUUUACCAAACGGCUUCACCAUGACUGCAACCACGCAGAUUGCAGGUCGCGGUCGAGGCAACAAUGUCUGGGUUGCACCCCGCGGCGGGCUGAUGUUCUCUACCGUCCUGCAUCACUCCUUUUCGCUCAGCCAAAGCGCGCCUGUGAUCUUCAUCCAGUAUCUCGCAGCGCUCGCCAUUAUCCAGGGCAUCAAAGGCUAUGCACCGGGCUACGAAACGAUUCCCGUUAAGCUCAAAUGGCCAAAUGACAUUUACGCGCAGCUCCCAGGCUCCGCCAAUAACCCUGUCGUGAAAAUCGGCGGCAUCCUAGUCAACAGCGGCUACUGCGGCUCUUCGUACGACAUUGUCACGGGCAUUGGUUUGAAUCUGUCCAACGCUCUACCCACCACCUCCCUCAACCUCCUUGCAUCCAGCCAAAACCCGCCCCUCAAAGCCUUUACCCCGGAAAAGCUGCUUGCUUCCAUUCUCGCGCACUUUGAAACGCUCUACUCGACGUUUUGCCAGACGGGCUUCAACCGCGACAUGGAGGGCGACUACUACGACAAUUGGCUGCACGCGGAUCAGAUUGUCACGCUCGAGAGUGAGGGUGGCGUCAAGGCCAAGAUUAAGGGCAUCACGCGUGACUGGGGCUUGUUGCUUGCAGAGGAGCUGGGCUGGGAGGAUCGGCCGACGGGCAGGAUGGUGACGCUGCAGAGUGAUAGUAACAGUUUUGAUUUUUUCCGGGGUUUGGUGAGACGGAAGGUAUGA